Molecule: messenger RNA, 258 nt
Organism: Laccaria bicolor S238N-H82
Lineage: Eukaryota; Fungi; Basidiomycota; Agaricomycetes; Agaricales; Hydnangiaceae
Exons: 2
Coding region: 1-258 (85 amino acids)
Source: RefSeq, a predicted model, not a curated record
AUGGCGGGUUCCAAGGGUAAGGAGGCAUUUCGUAGGCCUCUGCGCCAACUCAAAACUCCGCCAGGAAAAGAUUCAGCUCCGCAGAGUCUUUUCCCCUUGAGCCCCGCUCAUCAACCAUGGUUGCGACAUCGAUCCCUGACUCAGUGCCAAAGUUUGGCAGAUGCUGGGUUAGGAGAAGUCAUCGAUGUCGCUUCCCUCUCCUGUGCUGGCCCUCUCUCUCAGACCACGUCUACCCAGCACAGUGAUCUCCAUACCUAG